UGCUUCUGCACGUGGUAACCCGCAUCGCAUUCGCUCUCAUCACACCAAACAGACAACUGCGUUUCGGUUUCUCUUUCUGUCAAAUUUCCGAGUAAAAAUUUGCGCUUUCUAAUAAAAUUGGAUUUAAAGUUUGUUUGUCUCUGUAAACCUUACAUUUUAAAAUGGCUGAAGUUACACUAGAUAGCAAAUUGUUGAAGCAAGUUGAGUACUAUUUUGGCGACAACAACUUCCCACGAGACAAAUUUAUGAAGACGGAAUGUGCUAAAGAUGAUGGUUGGAUUAAAAUUGAUACGAUGCUGACAUUCAAUCGGCUUAAAGCCCUAGUUCAAGACCUGCCUGCGGAGGAGCAAAAACAAAAAAUUGCCGACGUUUUGAAGGGGUCGAGUUUGGUCGAUGUUGACGAGGAUGGGACAAAGUUGCGCCGAAAUCAGGAUGUGCCAUUAGAUCCCAACACAGAAGCACGAACAGUAUAUUUGAAAGGUUUUCCUAAGACGGAGACUAAAUUGGACGAUCUGUUUGAAUUCUUCAAUCAGUAUGAGGGAGUCGAGGCCGUGGUUAUGCGGUGGUAUAAGGAGAAGACCUUUGAGGUUGCAAAAUCUGCUAAUGGAACUGAUGGUGAGAAGACAGAGGAAGGGGCCCCAAAGGAAUCAGAAGAGGGAGGAGAAGGAGUGGUCGUGUGGGUUAAAAAGUUUAAGGGGUCCAUCCUUGUCGUCUUCAAAUCUGUGGAGCUAGCCACAAAGUUCUUACAAGAAACUAACAUUGUUUUCAAAGGCAAUAAUAUUGACUUGAAAAUGUUUCACACCGAGUAUAAGAAACUGAAACGCGAAGAGUAUGUGGCUCGAGUUGAACUGCGAAAGAAGAAGGCAGGUGGAAGUCAGGACUCUGGUGACGCCAACGAUAAAGAAGCUGCUAAUGAAUCUGAACAUAAGGAAUCAAUGGUCAAAGGGGCUCUCGUGAAGCUCGCCAACAUUCCAAUUACGUGCAGUCGUGAAGACUUUAAAGAGAAAUGGUAUAGCGCUACCAAUGAAGAAGAUUUCAAGGUCGUUUUCGUGGACUUUAACAAAGGUGCUACUGAAGGAAUCGUCCGUCUCGAGAAAGCAGGGUCUGCAGUCGAGGCGGUGAAGAUUUUGACAGACGGCAAACUCAAACUGGGGGACGACUCCUUUAUCGAUAUCACUGCAAUGGAAGGCGAUGAAGAGCAGAAAUAUUUGGACGGAAUCACUGCGAAAAGAAUGCAAAUGAAACGCGGAAAUACUGGUAGGCACGGGGGUCGUGGGCGAGGAAGAGGUCAAGGAGGGAAAAAACGUCGUUAUUAGAUUUAAGACCAUAUUUUAAAUGGUGUAUUCGUGAAUUGAAGUGGUAACUUGUGUAGUUUCCUAUCCCAGUUGUUAAAUACAAAAUAUUAGUUACCACUUCCACGCACGAUCAAAAUAUUUCAUUGAGAAAAUGACUUACACUCUUGACAAAUAUCUAUAUCUUACAAUUAGUUUAUUGUAACGCAAAAGUUAAUUGUUUUUCUUUUUUAUCUUUAAACGAAAGUUUUGUACUGAGCGUGUUAGUAUCCAUCAUCUUAAUAAAAUAUUAUUAUUUGUUCUGAUCAGCUAUAAUAAUUCA
Folsomia candida is the source of this 1614-nucleotide messenger RNA. It is a transcript of the gene La, whose product is annotated as la protein homolog. Gene Ontology annotation, cellular component: ribonucleoprotein complex; nucleus; cytosol. The transcript is spliced from 6 exons. Gene Ontology annotation, biological process: positive regulation of translation; RNA processing. Gene Ontology annotation, molecular function: RNA binding. Lineage: Eukaryota; Metazoa; Arthropoda; Collembola; Entomobryomorpha; Isotomidae. The record is from RefSeq and is a predicted model, not a curated record. The coding region runs from base 162 to 1316 and encodes 384 amino acids.